GUGGUCGGAGGUGCGCAAGCUUAUGUCACCGCCCCUGUUCGAACUCUUCAAUCUGGUGUUCGUGGCCCUGGCGCAGCACCUGCUGUGCAUGCUCAUCACCGCCCCCGCGUUCGUUGCGCACGUUAUCAACAAGACAACAGCCGCCACAGCAGCCCGCAGUGACAGCAUCAACAUCAGCACUAGCAGCUCUAGCAGCACCAGCGGCAGCGGCCAUGCAGCCCCUCUCACGGCCGCUGACUGGGCUGCCGCCGCGUGUUUCGCGGUGUUGCUGGCAGGGGAGGCGGCGGCGGACCAGCAGCAGUGGGUCUUCCAGCGGAGGAAGCGGCAGCUGCUGGAGGGCCGGCAGCGGCGGGAGGGGGACUACCGGCGGGGCUUCCUGAGCAGCAGCUGGCUGUUCCGCUUCUCACGUCAUCCGAGCUUCUUCUGCGAAUACGGCAUGUGGUGGGCCUUCUACGCCCUCUGCGCCGCCCUGCCCGCCCGCUGCGCCCUGCACUGGUCUGCUGCGGGUGCGGUCGGCCUCACGCUGCUGUUCCACGGUGGGUCCGUGUG
Molecule: messenger RNA, 549 nt
Organism: Astrephomene gubernaculifera
Lineage: Eukaryota; Viridiplantae; Chlorophyta; Chlorophyceae; Chlamydomonadales; Astrephomenaceae
Source: the annotation of a GenBank genome assembly